UCGAGUAGAUCAUAAUGGUAGUGUUGCUGUUCUUUGUUCUAGCCCUCCCCAGCCUCCUCCUAUUCAUUCUCCUAAAACAAAGAAACAAUGGAAAUAUUCUUCUUCCCCCUGGUCCGCCAGGUCUUCCCUUGAUCGGUCACUUACACAUGCAAAUUCUAGAUAACUCAGCCCCUCAUAUUUUUCUUUGGAAACUCUCUCAAAAGUAUGGCCCUCUCAUGUCCUUGCGAUUUGGGUUUAGGUCAACCUUGGUAGUUUCUUCUGCAAAAAUGGGUAAAGAGGUUAUGAAAACUCAUGACCUCGACUUCUGCAGUAGGCCUACUUCACGUAUGGCACAAAAAUUUUCUUAUAAUGGCUUAGAUUUGGCUUUUUCACCGUAUAAUGCUUAUUGGAGAGAGAUGAGGAAAAUAUGCACUGUUCAUCUCUUUAACUCUAAUAGGGCGCAACUCUAUCGUCCCAUCCGAGAGGAUGAAGUUGCUCGCUUGAUUUCAAAAAUAUCCAAAUUAUCUGUGUAUCCUAAGCUUGUCAAUUUGAGUGAGGCAAUGAUGUGUCUUGGUAGUACAAUAAUUUGCAGAGUAGCAUUCGGCAAGAGGUAUGAAGAAGGAACUGAAAGAAGCAGAUUUAAUGGACUACUUAAUGAAUGCCAAGCUUUGUUCGCCAGCUUCUUUAUUUCUGACUAUUUUCCUUUUAUGGGUUGGAUUGAUAGAUUCUCUGGAUUGCUCUGUCGUCUUGAAAAAAAUUUUAAAGAAUUUGAUAUCUUUUAUCAAGAACUCAUUGAUGAACAUCUUGAUCCAAAUAGGUCAAAACUCAAGCAAGAAGACAUAAUCGAUGUCUUACUACGAAUUUGGAAGGAUCGUGACUUUGCGAUUGAUCUCAGUAUGGAUCACAUAAAAGCUAUAUUAAAGGAUGUGUUUAUUGCUGGAACAGAUAGUAGCGCUGCAGUUGUGAUUUGGGUCAUGACUUAUCUAAUGAAAAAUCCUAGAUGUUUGAAAAAAAUUCAAGAGGAAGUCAUAAGUUUGAUAGGAAAAAAAGGUUUUGUAAAUGAAGAUGAUAUUCAAAACUUAACUUAUCUUAAAGCUGUAAUAAAAGAAACAUUCAGAUUGCAACCAAUAGCUCCAUUGUUAAUACCACGAGAAACAAUACGAAAGUGUAACAUAGGAGGAUUUGAAAUACCUACUAAAACCUUAGUUUAUGUGAAUGCGUGGGCAAUUGGAAGAGACCCUGAAGCUUGGGAAAAUCCAAAAGAAUUUUAUCCGGAGAGAUUCAUUGGUAGCUCUAUUGACUACAAAGGGCUAGACUUUGAGCUCAUACCAUUUGGUGCUGGUCGAAGGGGUUGUCCUGGAAUACAUAUGGGAGUUGCAACUGUGGAGCUCGUCCUUGCUAAUCUUCUUUACAAAUUUAAAUGGGAAAUGCCAGCCGGGAUGAGUAACGAUGACUUAGACUUUGAUGUGAAACUUGGUUUGAGUGUACACAAAAAAAAUGCUCUUUGCCUUGUGGCCAACGAGAUCAAUGUUUAAUGCAUGUAAUGUUUUUUUUUUAUUAUUUUGAAAUGCUUAAUGCAUUUAAUUUUAUACAAUUAACUUAGUUUGCUACUAGCUUGUUCUAGUUUGGAGUGUCAACAAUAUUUUAUGUUGUCUAUGUUUAAUAAUAAAUUUAUGUAUUUUUAAUAUCUUUUAAG
Molecule: messenger RNA, 1675 nt
Organism: Theobroma cacao (cacao)
Lineage: Eukaryota; Viridiplantae; Streptophyta; Magnoliopsida; Malvales; Malvaceae
Product: cytochrome P450 83B1-like
Molecular function (GO): monooxygenase activity; iron ion binding; heme binding
Source: RefSeq, a predicted model, not a curated record